AUGUUGGGUUUUUUUAUGAGGAAAGAUGUCAGGAAAAUUCUCAAGAGAAAGGAUAGUGACGCUGGCGAUACAGGUAGAGCACUGGAGGAAUUGCGUGCUUCCGUGUUUAGCAAAUUACGAUCAUUCGGUGGUGCAAAGUGUCAACAGCAAUCCUUGUUGGGGCCCUCUAUUGCUCUCACCUUCAAUUUUUUCGUUUCUGUUAGUAUUAUUUUGAUGAACAAAUUGGUACUUGUGAAUGUUGGAUUUAAUUAUCCUAUUUUCUUAACUUUUAUUCACUAUAUAUUUAGUUGGUUGAUAAUGGCCCUGCUAAAAGCUCUGUCAAUCCUUUCUCUAUCUUCUCCAUCAAAGACAACCAAAUUUUCUUCAUUGCUGUCCCUCGGUAUAGUCAUGUCUCUCUCCACUGGCCUUGCAAAUGUUAGCUUGAAAUAUAAUAGUGUUGGGUUUUAUCAGAUGGCUAAGAUUGCAGUAACACCAGCGAUUGUUUUAGCUGAAUUCAUUCUAUUUCAGAAAAAAAUUUCGGUGCAGAAGGUGCUUGCACUUACUGUAGUAUCAAUUGGUGUUGCUGUUGCUACGGUAACCGAUCUUCAGUUUCAUUUUUUCGGUGCUUGCAUAGCAGUAGCAUGGAUAAUACCGAGUGCAGUUAAUAAAAUACUAUGGUCCAAUCUUCAACAAAAAGAAAACUGGACAGCCCUAGCGUUAAUGUGGAAGACCACACCUAUUACUUUAUUCUUCCUUGUGAUGUUAAUGCCAUCACUUGAUCCUCCCGGCGUCCUGUCUUUUAAUUGGAACCUCUAUAACUCUCUAAUUAUUGGCGGUUCGGCUAUUCUUGGUUUCUUGCUUCAAUGGUCAGGUGCCCUAGCACUUGGGGAAACCUCUGCAACCACCCAUGUUGUUCUUGGACAGUUCAAAACUUGUGUCAUUCUUCUUGGGGGCUUUCUUCUCUUCAGUUCAAAUCCCGGAACAACUAGCAUUCUUGGAGCAGCUACAGCUCUUGUUGGUAUGUCAUUCUACACAUACCUUAACUUGCAUUCACAGCACCAGUUGGCCAAAAUUUCUUCACGACAAUCUCCAUUCUCAAUAUCAAAGUCGAAGCUCGGCAAAGAAAAUGGUGAGAGCCAUGAUGGAGGUGGUGGAGACGAGUGUGUCUAG
Molecule: messenger RNA, 1149 nt
Organism: Fraxinus pennsylvanica
Lineage: Eukaryota; Viridiplantae; Streptophyta; Magnoliopsida; Lamiales; Oleaceae
Source: the annotation of a GenBank genome assembly